AUGGAUGCUAUGCUAACAGUUCUCCUUCUUGGAGCUGGUUUCGUUACCCGCCCUACUGCUGAGAUCCUCAGCGACGCCGACAUCUCGGUCACUGUUGCCUGCCGUACCCUCGACUCGGCCAAGAAGCUCUGCGAAGGCCUCAAGAACUGCAGCCCCAUCUCCCUCGAUGUCAAUGACUCGGCCGCCCUCGAGCAUGAGGUUGGCAAGAACGCCGUUGUCAUCAGUUUGAUCCCCUACACCUACCACGCCACCGUCAUCAAGGCUGCUAUCAACCAGAAGAAGCACGUCGUCACCACGUCAUAUCUCGAUGCCGCUGCCAAGGAGGCCGGUAUCACCGUCAUGAACGAGAUUGGUCUCGACCCCGGUAUCGACCACCUUUACGCUGUCAAGACCAUCGAUGAGGUCCACAAGGCCGGUGGAAAGAUCACCAGCUUCCUCAGCUACUGCGGUGGUCUGCCCGCCCCCGAGUGCAGUGACAACCCUCUUGGUUACAAGUUCUCAUGGAGCAGCCGUGGCGUCCUGCUCGCUCUUCGCAACCAGGCCAAGUACUUCCAGGAUGACAAGAUUGUCGAUGUUGCUGGUCCCGAACUCAUGGCCACUGCUAAGCCAUACUUCAUCUACCCUGGCUACGCAUUCGUCGCCUACCCCAACCGUGACUCCACUCCUUACAGAGAGCGCUACGCCAUUCCCGAGGCCGAGACCAUCAUCCGUGGUACCCUGCGCUACCAGGGCUUCCCCGAGUUCAUCAAGACUCUGGUCGACAUGGGCUUCCUGGAAGACACCGAGCAAGAGUUCCUCAAGCCCCACCCCGAAGCCCCUGCUCUCACCUGGAGGGAGGCCACCGCCCAAGUUCUGGGCAGCAGCAGCCACACCGAGGAGGACCUUGUCUGGGCCAUCAGCUCCAAGACCAGCUUCGCCGACAACGACCAGAAGGCGCGUAUCAUCAACGGCCUCAAGUGGAUCGGACUCUUCUCGGACGAGAAGAUUGAGCCCCGCAACAACCCUCUCGAUACUCUCUGCGCCACUCUCGAGAAGAAGAUGCAAUACGAAGAGGGCGAGCGCGAUCUCGUUAUGCUCCAGCACCGCUUCGGCAUCACUCACGCCAAUGGCAUGAAGGAGGUCCGCACAUCGACUCUGGUCGAGUACGGUAACCCCAAGGGUUACAGUGCUAUGGCCAAGUUGGUCGGUGUUCCCUGUGCCGUUGCCGUUCUCCAGGUUCUCGAUGGCAAGAUCACACAAAAGGGUGUUCUUGCUCCCAUGAGCCCCGAGAUCGUCGAGCCUUUGAGACUCGAACUCAAGGAGAAGUACGGCAUCGAGAUGAAGGAGAAGACUCUGUAA
This is a messenger RNA of Aureobasidium uvarum, 1338 nucleotides long. The record is from the annotation of a GenBank genome assembly. NCBI's taxonomy places the organism in Eukaryota, Fungi, Ascomycota, Dothideomycetes, Dothideales, Saccotheciaceae.